AUGAACAACGUCAGUAUGGGAGGAAUGAAUGCCAUGGGUGGCCCAGUCGGUGGCGGCAUGCCCAUGAUGAAUAAUGGAGCUGCUGGAGUUCGUCCACCGAUGCCCGCAAACGACAACCGUUCGCAACUCAACACAUACAUUUACGAAUACUUCUUAAGGAAUGGCAUGUACGAUUGCGCGAGGUCACUGCUGAAUAGCGACCAGCCGAUGAAUGUUAUCAAGGAUAGUCCUGGAAGGCGUCGCGACGAAAACGGAGGCGAUGAGGGAGCUGAUGGAGAUUCGAAGGACGAUAUCGACUCGAAACGACCAGCGGACCUCCCGGAUCCAAAUCUCCCCAAAGAAUGCCCAGAAAGUUGCUUUCUAUACGAGUGGUGGUGUUUAUUCUGGGAUAUGUUCAAUGCUCAGCGUGGCAAAGGAGACGGACGCAAUGUUCUGCAAUAUGUCACGCAUACACAGGCACAAUCACGGAUGAGGCAAGAACAGCAGCAAGCAAUGCUCCGGGGCAUUCGGGGCGACAUGCAACUACCUCAAGGGUAUCAGCAAGCUAUGAUGAUGAGGGGUCAAGCAGUAAACAAUAUGAAUCUCAACCAGAACAAUGAACUGAGACAGAAGGCCAUCCAUAACAACAGAAAUGCGACUCCUAACAUGCAAAUUCUCGCACAGCAGAAGCAGCAACAGAUGCAACGAGACCCGUCCGAUGGAAACAAUCAACAACGGCCCCAAUCUCCUGGAUCUGCUGAAAACGCGCCCUCCCCUUCGAAACGACCUCGCCUUGAUCAACCCCAAUUUAACCCACAACAAAUGCCAAAUGGAAGAGGACAAAUGCCCCAACAGGUGGGAGAAACUGGCCCCAGCAAUGCUAUUCAAGCCGCACAUAUGCAGCUUACCAAUGGAAUCGAACCAAACAAUCUGACAGCUCAGCAGUUCCAGCCCGGUGCGAACGCGACAGCCCAAGCAAGAUUGGCUGGAUACCAAGCCAACCUAGCCCAACAACAAGCCACUCAGAUGCCUGGUUCCAAACCUAUGCCAAACCCAGGAGGCCCCCCGAACCAAGGUUCACCGAUGAUGACCCAAGGUCAAGAUGGGGGUGCUAUAGCCAAUUACUAUAAUCCUGGCGAAAUGGGGCCGAAUGGCAUGCGAGGUCCGGGCGGCCAACCUAGUGCUGCGGGUGGAAAUCAUGCCUUGCAAGACUAUCAAAUGCAGCUCAUGCUCUUAGAACAACAGAACAAGAAGAGACUUAUGAUGGCCCGACAAGAGCAAGACAACAUGAUGCCUCGAGGACCAGAUGGUUCUGGGGGUCAAGCAGGCCCAGGUAUGGGAGCCAACGGCCAACCGUUCCAAGGCACCUCACCUCAAGGUCCUCGUUCUGUGAACUCACCCAAUCCGGGUGAUCAAAUGAAACGGGGUACACCUCACAUGAAUCCCGGUGGCGGAAUGGCGUCUCCCUUACCAGAACCACAAUCGCGUGGUUCACCCGGUGCUGCCAUGAACUUCAACAUUGCUGGUGGACCGAUGGAUCCGAGCGGCAUGAAUCAGCAAUAUUUCAACGGUGUUAUGCCCAACGGCAUGAGACCCCCAAGCUCGCACCCAGCUCCUGGUCGGUUUAACAACCAAAUGACGCCGCAACAACAAAUGGCCAUGGCACAGCAACAACAGGCAGGCGGCGUUCAGAAUUGGUCAAAUGGACCUAACGGACAGAUGAUGCCGCAACAAAGCGUGCAAGGAGCUCCCCAGCAGAACAUGGGCACUCCUCAGCAGCGAGCAAUGCCCCCUCCUCCAUCAGCUCCGGCAACUGGUGCAGCUGCCAAUGGUCGCACACAGACGUCCUCUCCACAGCAAAAUGCUGCUCCACAGACACCAUCACAACCUAAUAAGCCGAAUCCAAAGAAGAAGAAUGACUCGAAGGAUGCUAAAACAAAGCGGACUGCAAAGAAGGGAUCCACCGCAAUCAACGCUGGUGCUACACCAUCUGCCGACGCUGAAGCUACCGCAGCAACAACGACGCCCCAGACACCGAUCACCCCCGUCCACCCAAAGAGCUUCACUGGACAGAACGGCGCUGUUCAACCGGUCACGAACGGUCAACCAACUGGGCCCGCUGCCAAUAUUGGUGUGGUCUCGCAGCCAGACCCCUUACAGGUUGGUGGGUUCGGUUUGGGCGGCGAUUCUUUCGGUUUCUCGAAUGAGAUGGAAUUUGCUCCCAAUAACGGUAGCCUGGAUGUACUCCAGGACUUCGAUUUCGACUCUUUCUUACACCAAGAUGGCGGGGCGGAAGACAACUUCAACUUCGAUGCGUCUGGUUUCCUAGACGAAAACACAAUCGGAGCAGAAUGA
Molecule: messenger RNA, 2334 nt
Organism: Hyaloscypha bicolor E
Lineage: Eukaryota; Fungi; Ascomycota; Leotiomycetes; Helotiales; Hyaloscyphaceae
Exons: 5
Coding region: 1-2334 (777 amino acids)
Biological process (GO): positive regulation of transcription by RNA polymerase II
Cellular component (GO): nucleus
Molecular function (GO): protein binding
Source: RefSeq, a predicted model, not a curated record